AUGUACUACAGUGUUGAGAGAUCAUCCGAAGUUCUUGUACUGAAAUUCUGGCAAGUAUCAAGAAAUCUUGAAGAAACUGGGCAUGUUCCAAUGGACACAAAGGACUCGUUGUGUUCUCAGGUUACACCCAAUAGGCAAGAAAGAAGUGAUUCUUCUAGUUCAACUGCUGCGGGAAUGAAGGAUGAAGGGAAAAUUGAUAUGAGCAGUAUAAUUCCCUGGUGCAGUUACUCGAGUACGACCAAGAGUAAUAUGAGCAAGCCUCCGAGUUCAUGUUCUUGUUUGGCUAGAAAACCUUCACCCGUCACUGGCAGUGCUCGGAAGUCCAAGAUUUCUGCUCUUCCUGAAGGGCUAUCUGUUUCUAGCAGUAGUUCAUUUUCUGCCAGGAAUACUGCUGAAGUUCAUCAUUUUGAAACCAAGAAGGAUUCAUCCUUCUGGAUUCAGCAGAAAGUGUCACCUGGACUAGGGAACCUCAAAACAAGAUUUACAUUUGAUCAUGUUGCAUGUGAAACAGUAGACCAGGAAACACUUUUCAGGAUUAUUGGUGUGGCAAUGGUGGAGAAUUCCUUAUCUGGAUACAAUUGUUGUAUGCUGCUUGCUUAUGGGCAGGCAGGAAGUGGAAAAACAUACACAAUGCUUGGUGAAAUUGAACAACAAUGUAGUAAACCUAGCUUAAAUUGUGGUAUGGUAUCCCGCAUAUUUGACUUCCUGUUCAGAAGAAUCAGAUCUGAAGAGGAAAGCCGUAUGGAUCAGAAGUUAAAAUUUAACUGUAAAUGUCCACUGUUGGAGAUCUAUAAUGAACAGAUUAUUGAUCUGCUGGACACUUCACCAACUAGCCUGCUGGUAUUUUCAGUUUUCUAUUUGGACUACUAUGAUAAUUAUAAUGAGUUAAGGUAUUGCAUAUCAUCUGAUCACCACAUUUCCUAUUUUAUGCUGCGGGAGGAUACUAAGAAAGGUGUAUACGUUGAAAAUCUUUCUGAACUAAGAGUCCAAGCUGUUGGUGAUAUUCUUGAACUUCUGAGACAGGGUUCUUUAAAUAAGAAAGUUGCAGCUACCAAUACAAACAAAGACAGGAGCCUAUCACCUAGCAUUCUUACCGGUGAAAUUCAGAGUAUGUGGGAAAAAGAUAGCAGCUGUUACUUCCAUUUUGUCAGGCUAAACCUUAUUGAUCUUGCAGGUUUGGAGAGGCAGCAAAAAGCUUUUUGCAUUGAAGCUGAGCCUCUAAAGGAGGCUUGUAUAAAUGAAUCCUUGUUUGCUCUCAGUCAUGUAAUAAAGGCUCUUGUGAAUGUGGCGAAUGGGAGUCCAAGGCAUCUGCCAUAUAGAGAUUCAAGACUCACAUUUCUACUAAAGUUCAACAAUAAAGUAUGGGUUGCUGAUUGGCUGGAUGAAGAGCUUGUUACAGAAUAUCAGAUUGGAGGUGAUUGUCAUUCCAAGACAAAUGAGAUAUUAAGGGAGGAGGGAAAGUACAGUGCUGUAGUGGCAAAGAGUUCUUUACGUGAAGAAGUUGGAUCAGAUGAUGGAGCAUUUGGAUCAAGUUGCAGAUCAACUACAAACUUCCAUAAGUUUCUUGAAGCUGAACUUGGCCAUGCGAAGGCAAUUGCAGCCGAGGAAGACACAAAGCAUCUUGCCUGGUUUCAAAAUCAGAAAAGGACCAACACACAGUGA
Molecule: messenger RNA, 1662 nt
Organism: Coffea arabica (coffee)
Lineage: Eukaryota; Viridiplantae; Streptophyta; Magnoliopsida; Gentianales; Rubiaceae
Source: RefSeq, a predicted model, not a curated record